AAUCAUUACUUUUGGAUUUAUAACGUAAAGUUAACUUGCAACAGGGUUCAUAUUUUAGGAAUUAGAAUGAAUAAGUCUAGAAACUAAUGUGAAGAUAAUGCAUUACUCUGGAGAUAUCACAAGCUUAAUAUUUGUGUUACUUUUUUGAUUCAGAAUACUUAUCAUGAGCUUAUUCCUGUUGACCCAAAAUGUAAAGAUCCCAUAACAAAUACUUUUCGAUGCUGUAGUAACUAUAGAACAAUUGGAGGAAAAUGUUACCCAUGCAUGGACUCAUUCGGAAUUGAAUGCAGCAAAUCAUGUCCUGAGGGAUACCAUGGUGUACAGUGUGAGGAAAAAUGUCCUUGUAAUACAACACAAUACACUGUUGGAUGUAAUACAACAACAGGGGCGUGUUUCAAUGAAACAAAUAAAAUCCAUAAUGUACGCGAAGAAAAUGGACCAAUGACAUGGAUACCCAUUUUAUUAGGUCUGCUUGGAAGUAUUGGAUCUCUCGCAGUUCUUUUUUUAACGCUCUACAUAAAAGAAAGGAAGAAAUUAGUUCAAAAUGAAACAGUUUUGGAGGAUCCACUGAGAAAGGAAAAUACAAACGAUGAUCAGGAACAAGACGAUUAUGACAACAUUAGAGAAUCCCGACUGGUUCUUGACGAUGAUAGUGCCUGUGGCGGACAGCAGAGGUUCAAAACUUUAGACAGAGUAAGCUACGCAAAGACAGGGAGCAUACAGAAUCCUUACAACCAGCUCAGCUUUAACAGACUUAAAAGUCGAACAAUGGACUUCAGGAAUGGUGAAUUAUAUAAUAUAUCUGAAACUGGUUCGCUUAAAAUGGACGUCGGCGACUAUGUAACUGUUGCAUCCGAUAAAGCCGACUCUGAACCUUUAAACUUAAAUGGCUCUAAAGAAGAUAAUGAUGAACCAUAUAGUAAUUACUACUGUGAUGUGGCAAACAGACAACCAAAGAAAAAGCAAUAUUGUGAAAAGGGGAAACAAAAUACUAAUACUAUUAUUUCAGAAAAGAAGCGAAGAAAUGAGUCGAAGGCUCAAAAUAGGAAACCAACAAUAAAACCAAAACCAGCACACCUUUGUUUUCCAAUGAAAAAUGAGAAUAACAAGCACAUAAACAAUAGACCAUAUAGUCUUGAGAAACAAUUAGACUGAAUUGAUAUUAAAAGAGAAAAUAAAAAAUUAUCAAAGUCUGAAAGUAAUAAUCGUUACAUUUUUUAACAGUAUGUGACACGUGGUUUUGAGGAAGUCAAACUCAAUGGUCAUGCGAUAAAUCACAUGAGAAACAACCGAACACGGAAACAUCAACUAGGAAAUUGUAAAGAGGAUCGUGAAAAGUGGAUCGCAGAAUGUGGUCUGCAAAAAUAAUAUUUUUUUCAAAUAAUAUUUUCAAGACAAACAGAAUACAGAAAAAAAAAUAAUACGACGCCUAUCAAAACAGUUGCCAUCGAAUGUGCAGAAAUGCAUACAGAUGACAGAAAAAAUUCAACGUUAUCAUGUCUUAUCCCAGAUGAAGUAAGGUUGUUCAGAGAGUAUCACAAAAAUCAUAACAAAAUUAUAUAAUGAAAAUCUGUAU
Saccostrea cuccullata (small rock oyster) is the source of this 1576-nucleotide messenger RNA. RefSeq lists its product as uncharacterized. NCBI's taxonomy places the organism in Eukaryota, Metazoa, Mollusca, Bivalvia, Ostreida, Ostreidae. The transcript is spliced from 6 exons. The coding region runs from base 265 to 1155 and encodes 296 amino acids. The record is from RefSeq and is a predicted model, not a curated record.